This is a messenger RNA of Aureobasidium melanogenum CBS 110374, 6486 nucleotides long. RefSeq names its product ketoacyl-synt-domain-containing protein. Gene Ontology annotation, biological process: secondary metabolite biosynthetic process; fatty acid biosynthetic process. Lineage: Eukaryota; Fungi; Ascomycota; Dothideomycetes; Dothideales; Saccotheciaceae. The record is from RefSeq and is a predicted model, not a curated record. The annotation marks the transcript as partial. The transcript has 3 exons. Gene Ontology annotation, molecular function: phosphopantetheine binding; fatty acid synthase activity; oxidoreductase activity.
GGCUGUCGCUUUCCUGGAGAAUCCUACUCCCCCUCCAAACUUUGGGAGAAUCUACUGAGAGACGGAAGAUCUGCAUGGUCAGAAUUUCCCAAGAAUCGGUUUGAUUUGAGUGCAUGGUACCACCCCAGCAGCAGUCGACCAGGCAGUAUACAUACUCGUGGAGGAUACUUCCUGAGCCACGAUGAACAGCUGCGCCAAUUCGAUCCUUCCUUUUUUGGAAUCUCACCACUUGAAGCCUCUGCAAUGGACCCGCAACAACGCAAGCUACUCGAAGUCGUAUAUGAGAGCUUUGAAAAUGCCGGUGCUACUCUCGAGGAACUUUCGGGCUCGAAGACAUCUUGCUUUGUCGGUUGUUUCACCAACGACAUGCGAUCUAUGGCCUCCAGAGACCUUGAAUAUGGAGUACCUUACGAGAUGACCGGUAGUGACAUGACUAUCUUGAGCAACAGGAUCAACUACGUUUUUGAUCUCAAAGGACCAAGCAUGACGGUUGAUACAGCAUGUUCAUCUUCGCUAUACGCUCUUCACCUUGCCUGUCAGAGUCUUAUCUCGACAGAAUCGCAUGCCGCAGUCGUAGCGGGCUCGAGCAUCAUAAAUGAUAUUGGGCAGCACAUCGCCAGUGUAAGGCUUGGAGUCCUGUCUCCAACAUCAAUAUGCCACACUUUUGAUGAGCGUGCCGAUGGUUUUGGACGAGGUGAAGGUGUAUGCGCGAUCUACAUCAAAACACUUUCAGCAGCCAUAGCGAACAAUGAUCCAAUCCGUGCCGUAAUUCGAGCCACUGCUGUGAACAGUAGCGGAAAAAGCCAGGGCAUAAAUCACCCCAGCUCAAAGGAUCAAGAAGCCGUCAUUCGAGAGGCCUAUGCCAAAGCAAACUUGAGGUACGAGGAUACAGGUUGGUUCGAGUGUCACGGCACUGGAACUCCGGUAGGCGAUCCAAUCGAAGUACUAGCAGCUGGGGACGUUUUCGCUCCUGGUAGAACGCCUGAUAAUCCUCUUCUCCUCGGUUCCAUAAAGACCAACAUAGGUCAUACCGAAGGCGCAAGUGGUCUUGCAAGCAUCAUUAAAGCAGUAUUGAGCAUCGAGAACGAUCUCAUACCAGCAACGGUCGGAGUGGAAAGGCUCAACCCAGCUAUCGAUUUUAAGAAUGGACGUCUUGAAGUUGCCAGAGCCACAACGCGGUGGUCAGAGAAGAUGUGCAAACGCGUGAGCAUCAACUCUUUCGGUUACGGAGGUUCAAAUGCGCACUGCAUUGUUGAAUCUCCUCGCAUACUUCUUGGGUCCCGAGACAGUCGUGAGGUCUCGCAAAAUAUUUCGAAUGGAUUUCAUGGCGAAUCGACCAGAUAUUUAUUCGCUUUAACAGCUCAUGAUCCGCACGCCCUUGACAGGAAUACUGAUGCACUGGCAGCUGUAGCCGACAAGUACUCUGCAGCAGACAUCGCCUAUACACUAGCUCGAAAGAGGUCAAGACAUCGUUGUACAGCGUUUACGACUGUCACCGAGCCAGACGUUAAAUCAAAGCUUGUACUAGAAAAGAUACAACAUCCUUCCAUAAUGGUUACCGAACCAUUGGUCAUAGCAUUUGUCUUCACCGGGCAGGGUGCACAGUGGCCGGGCAUGGGCUAUGGAUUGGUACAACAGUAUCCAAUCGUACGCGAAACCAUGUCGACUCUUCAACGUGCAUUAGAUGCACUUCCCAUGCCGCCCGAGUGGCGACUAGUUGAAGAACUGUCCAAGCCCGUCGGAGCUAGUCGUAUGCACGAGACAGCCCUUGCUCAACCUUUGAGUACAGCGCUGCAAAUUGCUCUGACAGUUCUACUUCAGUCUUGGGGCAUUUCAGCCAAGGCUGUGGUGGGACACAGUUCUGGCGAAGUGGCAGCAGCAUUUGCGGCAGGAUUGCUCACGCCGCCCGAAGCCAUUUCGGUUGCUUACUAUCGUGGUAUCGCGGUCAAUAAGUAUGGCAAGCCAGGAGCGAUGAUGGCUGUUGGACUUGGUCCAGGAGAGGUUUUGUCUUAUAUCCAUGAUCAGCCUGGUGUCGUCAUUGCCUGUCAAAACUCUCCACAAAGUGUGACUCUUAGUGGUGAAGCAGCUGCGAUUGCUACAGUCCACACAAGUCUUUGCGAGGCAGGGAUCUUCGCACGUAUCCUGAAUACUUCACAGAACGCAUACCAUUCGCAUCUUGUCAAAGAAGCAGGUCAAUAUUAUGAGGACUCAUUCAAGGCUUCCCUCACGGCUUCGAAGCCGGCAGUGGAGAAAUCAAACAUCCCUAUGUAUUCAUGCAUAAAUGGACGGGUACUCGAUAGCCCCGACGAUGUUCGUAUAGCUUAUUGGCGACAGAAUCUGGAGAACCCAGUCAACUUCACACAGGCUUUGUCAGCUUUGAUUGAGGCCCAACCUACAGUCAAUUGUUUGAUAGAAGUAGGAAUGCAUUGUGCUCUCGCUGGGCCCAUCAAACAGAUCAGGUCUUCUCUAGGCAUAAAGCCAGAAGAACUCUGUUAUCUGCCUAGCAUCGUACGCAGUGAAGAUAACGUUGAAAACGUCCUCAAACUCGCCGGAGAGCUCUGGACUACUGGUUAUCCGGUCGAUCUGACAGCUAUCAAUGGACCAGGGUGCUUUGUGCCCGAGCUGCCAACUUAUCAAUGGAGCUAUGAGGAAGGCCUUUUGUGGACAGAGAAUAGAUUGAGUCGACAAGUACGAUUCAGAGAACAUGCACGUCAUGAUCUGCUGGGCACCCUUGUUGUGCCCUCUUCCGCAUUCAAUCCGACAUGGCGUAACAGGCUGAGCAUCAAGGAUGUGCCAUGGCUCUCUGAUCACCGCGUUGGCACCGACGUGCUCUUCCCAGCAGCUGGAUAUUGUGCCAUGGCAAUCGAAGCCGUGACACAAUUUGGGGAAUCUCUGAAGACACUGGUUGAGGGUAUUACGAUUCAGCAUCUAAACAUCAAAGCACCUCUUGUCCUUCCGCCAGAUGGAGAAGCUGAGACUUUGUUUGACCUACACACCAUCCAUGGCUCCACUUCGCAAGUCGAUCGUAAAGUGCUCGAAUUCAGCUUGAGUUCGAUUAGCGCAGACGACAGAUGGAUUGAGCACGCUUUUGGGAAGAUAGUUCUGCAUCCAUCGAAUGAAGUGCCAAGCAUUCGAAAUGGAAACGUUAAGAACAUCUCAUGUGCUGAAGACAUAGGAAAGAGCGAUGACAAGUGGUACACCGCGCUUUCUGGAAUUGGAUUGCACUAUGGCCCCGCCUUCCGUCCACUGAAAAACAUCCAACCUAGUGCGAGUCCGAAGGAAGCUGCGACCGCACAGAUAAAUCUCCAACCAAGCCAAGGAGUUAUGACCGAUGAGUCUCGCUACGAGAUUCAUCCUGCUACUCUUGACGGCUGCAUACAACUCUCGGUCAUUGCAGCUUGCAAAGGCAAUGUCAAAGGCAUCUCAAAGGCAUACCUGCCAACUACCAUCGAAAAUUUGACGAUCUGGCGAGACCCUGACUUGCAACAUCUGCCAACCGAAGGCCUACUGUUUGGCCACGGUUCUUGCCAAGGCAUGCGUUCAGUCCGUGGAUCGUCAGAGCUUACUACUCUAGACGGACACCUGCUUGCGCAGAUGACAGUGUCCUUGAUGUCCCUAGAAGGAGAUUUCGCUAACCAAAAAGUCGAACAAUUUCGCGAACCGUUCACGAGACUCAUCUGGCAACCAAUCGCAGAUGAUCAUGCUCUCCUCAAUCUUACCCGAAACAUCGGUGAUCUUCGCAAUGUGCAAGCACCCAAACUCUGGCUUGUUUACAAGAGUUGUAGUAGCUCUCUUCUGAAAGCGAUCGAAACCUAUGCAAGCGACUGCCAUAUUGACUACGAAAGCAUCCCAACUUCGGCAGUAGAAGCCAACAUCCCCAAAGGCUCUCGAAUCAUGAUGCUGGCUGAACUCGAAGAUCCAAUCCUUAUCAGCAUGACCAGCAAGGAGAUGGAUGUGAUAAAAACACUGUUCAAUCGAGCAUCAUCCAUGCUGUGGGUCACUCCAGGCGGGCUAUUCGGAGGCAAGAAGCCUCAAUACUCGUUGUUCCCUGGCACAAUCAAGUCCAUCACGAAAGCGCAACCAUCUCUUCGACUUUCGAGUAUCGAUAUUGACCCUGAUGAUACUGACGUUAUGGUCUUGGCCAAACUGAUUCUCCAGCAUGAGACACGCCUUUUCAAAGACGAUGACCGCAGUCUUGAUGAUCAAUUCAUCAUUUGCGAUAGUCUCGUAUAUGCAAGUCGUUACAUACUUGACGAACAUGCCAAUCAUGAUUUCAUGCGUCAGCUCAAGCCUGAUCCACAGCUGUGUCACAUCAAAGAUAAUCUAGAAUUGGCUUUCCAGCAAGUGGGCCGUAUGGAGAGCUUCUUCUUCACCGAAAAAUCUGUGGCACCAGUUCUCACAUCUAACGAGGUCAAGCUCAGGCCGAUAGCCUACGCUCUUGGCCAACGUGAGGCUUCAGUACUCAGAGGUGCUGAGGUUGCGGAUCACUUCAGCAACGUAGUUGUUGCGGUAGUAGAACAUCUUGGACCUCAAGCUGGAGCAUUCAAAGCAGGCGACCGUGUCAUCUGUUGCUCUCCGAGCAGGUUUGACAGCUCUGUCAUUGUAAGCGAGACUGCAUGCGAAUUACUGCAUCCUGGAGAAGACAGCGGAGACAUGGUGACUUCAUUACUGCCUUAUUGCACAGCUCUCCACGCCCUUGGUCAUCUCGCUCAGGGACAAACUGUAUUGAUCCACGGUCUAUCGAAAAUUCUGGCGCUGGCCGCAAUACGUAUCUCGCAAGCAUAUGGAUCCACAGUCGUGUUAUUGCUUGAUUCAGAAACAGACAUAGCAGUAUUCAAACAACGAUUUCCAGACAUCAAUGCGCAAUUUACAACUAGCUCAGGAUUCGCAAGAAAGCUGUCAGCCUUGACAAGCAUCCAAGGAGUGAGCGUGGCGUUGGUCAGUCCAACCAAUUCGGACAUGACAGAGAUAUGGCGAUCUCUUGCAAGAAACGGUCGUCUCACGUACAUUCUGGAAAGCUCGGAAAUGCCCAAUCUCGGCUCCUUAGAUCCUUCAGUUUUCAUGAAGGGUGUCUCAAUCACUUCUACCAAUGCAUACGAUAUGCUCGAAACCCAGCCGGAGCAGAUGCACAAGCUUGUUCGUUCAGUUCUGAACCUGUUGCGAGACGGUACGCUCCCAAGACUUAGCCCUAGCGCAACUUUCGAUAUCUCGGAGCUUCCAGCUGCAGUCGCUGCGAUAGCUCAUAGCAAAACGAUGACUGAUGUUGUUCUUACCUAUGAACAACACAGUGUUCCAAUCCAUGAACCCUACCGACCGGUCUUGUUCAGCUCCGAAUACUCAUACCUACUUGUGGGUUGUCUUGGUGGCUUGGGCCAAAGUCUUGUCAGAUGGAUGUUUUCUCGUGGCGCAAGGCACUUUAUCUUCCUUUCGAGAUCAGGGACAGACAAAUCCGAAGCAGCACAGUUCGUUGGCGAGUUAAUCAAGCUUGAAGCCAUUUCAGUUGUUGUGAGAGGCGACGUGAGCAUUCGCUCAGACGUGGAAAAUGCGAUCAAACAAGCAAAGACACCAAUCAGAGGGGUGAUGCAACUGGCAAUGGCACUCACGAGCAAUCUUUUUGAGGACAUGUCAGCAGAAGAUUGGCACAAAGUAUUAGCUCCUAAAGUCCAAGGCACGAUAAAUCUACACGAAGCACUACUGCAUGAGCCGCUCGACUUCUUCGUAAUGACGAGUUCGACACUUGGAGUCGCAGGCGCCUCAACUCAGAGUAAUUAUGCUGCUGCAAAUGCCUUCUUGGAUUCUAUGGCACGACACCGUUGGAGUCUUGGUCUAGAAGCAUGUUCAAUUGCUCUCGGCAUGAUCACCGGCAUCGGACACGUAGAAACCCAUCCGGAAGUCAAAGAAGCCUUUAAGCAGAGAAAUGUCUAUGGCAUCCCGGAAGACGACUUCCUAAGGAUGAUGGAAAUGGCGUGUAGACCUCGAGGCACCAUCACUCCUCUAUCUGAACAUGAUCCUUUGAGUGUCGCGCAUAUGGUCACGGGUAUGGAACCAAGCAAGAUAGCAGACUCUGGCGCUCUACCAUCAUGGCUUAGCGAUCCUCGUUUCGAAGAUAUCGCUGUCGCCAUUGCGAAGACUGGGAAUGAAACUUCCUCUGCACAUUCGGCAACAACCACAGCCUCCAUUCUUCGCACAGCGUUAGCCACCAACGACAACGACUCUAUCCGCAAAACCCUCACCUCUCUCAUUUUUGCCCACUUCUCCAAACUCACCAUGGUGAGCGUAGAGAAAUUAAACUCUUCCUCAAAUCGUCUUCUGUCAGAAUUUGGAAUGGACAGUAUGAUUGUUGCAGAAUUGAGGAGUUGGGCUUGGAGGGAGUUGAAGGUUGAUGUGCCGUUUAUGAUACUGCUUGAAGGAGGGUUAACAUUGAAUGGGCUUGUGGAUCUGAUAUGGGGCAAGAUUGAUUGGGACGCUUGGAGGGUAGGAAAAUAA